Molecule: messenger RNA, 2437 nt
Organism: Pantherophis guttatus
Lineage: Eukaryota; Metazoa; Chordata; Lepidosauria; Squamata; Colubridae
Gene: TP53
Product: tumor protein p53
Biological process (GO): apoptotic process; regulation of transcription by RNA polymerase II
Cellular component (GO): nucleus
Molecular function (GO): RNA polymerase II cis-regulatory region sequence-specific DNA binding; DNA-binding transcription factor activity, RNA polymerase II-specific
Source: RefSeq, a predicted model, not a curated record
AUGCCGCGGGUUCGAGGCCGGGGGGAAUCCCCACCUCGUGUGUGCCUUUCUGCACCCGGGGAAUUCAUCUCGCUUUUCCCUGGCUGCGGCGGACGGAACGACGGGAUCGAAGCCCGGAGCGGAGUCGUUUCCCCGUCGGAAAGAGGAAUAAACAUGGACCAAGUCGCGGAGGAAGACGUCGACCCAUCGCUGAGCCCACCCCUCAGCCAAGGGACCUUUGAGGAGAUUUGGACAUCCCAAUUCGUCGAUCCGUUUUGGGAAUCGAAGAUGAUGGCCCCCACCCAACAAGACAUCACCUCCUUCCCCGCGGAAGGGAACAGCUCCAUGGAUCAAACCAACUUUGGCUUGUUGGCGCCGACGGCCGGUUCUCCGUUAGCCACUGUGGCCGAAGGCUAUACAGUGGGAGAAGACCUCACCAUCAUCCAGGAUUUGGCCUUUUCGGGGGACCUGCUCCAUCCCCCCAAAGAUUACGGGACUGGGGAGAGCUGCGUCUUCCCCCCCACCGAAGACUAUCCUGGCCACUUCGACUUCAAUCUGGAGUUUGAACAGUCGGGCACCGCCAAGUCGGUCACUUACACCUUCUCGCCGCUGCUGAACAAGCUUUUUUGCCAAAUGGGCAAAACUUGCAAAGUGCUGGUGAAGAUGUCCGGGGCUCCCCCUCUCGGCUCGGUGGUCCGGGCCAUGGCCGUAUACAAGAGAUCCGAACACAUGGCCGAAGUGGUCAGGCGCUGCCCCCACCACGAACGAAACCAAGACCACAACGAUGGGGUGACCCCCGCCGAUCAUCUCAUCCGGGUCGAAGGAAACCCCCAGACUCAUUACUACAGAGACCCAGCCACCAACCGGCACAGCGUCUUGGUUCCUUACCAGAAACCUCAGGUGGGGAUGGCGUGUACCAUCAUCCUGUACAAUUACAUGUGCAACAGUUCGUGUAUGGGUGGCAUGAAUCGGCGCCCGAUCCAGACCAUCCUGACUUUGGAGACGGCACAGGGGGAGGUUCUGGGACGCCGAUGUUUUGAGGUUCGGGUCUGCGCCUGCCCCGGACGAGACCGACGAUCAGAGGAGUUCACCUUCCAGCAGAAAGCAAAAUCCUCGGAAACUACAAAAAAGGCACCUUCGCAAGGCCAGCGUCCUGGCGCCCCCAGCAGGAGACCGGCGCAAAUCCCGCCCGAGGACGACGAAGCCGAAUGUGAAUCGGGAUGCGGAUCCGAGCCCGAAGUUUAUAAGCUCGUUACUCGCAACCGCAGACAUUAUAACAUCCUAAAGGAAAUUUUAGAAGGGUUGGAAUGCAAAGAAGCUCAGCAGAGGGAGAACACGGAGGGCUGCAAGUCCGGGAAAAGCAUCCUGAAGAGCCGGAAACGAGGAGCCAAGUUGCCUUCCCCCCAUCAGAAGAAAGUUCGGGUGAAGGACGAGACCCUGGACUCCAAUUAGCGGGGUGUCCCGUACCCCACCCCACCCCAAUUUUUUUCGCCUUGUUUAUUAUGCUUUCUUCUUCCUUCUCCCGCCAUCUUUCCUUCUCUGUUUUGACUUCCAAGGUUGCUCCGUUUCCCAAACCUGGGUUUUUGGGGUCCCCAUCACCCACCCCCCAAAAAAUGGCUGCCACCUGUUCCCCAAUCUUAGCUGGGGAUCCCCACCUGGCUCCAAGCCUUCCUCUCCUUUCUCCAGCCUUUUUUUUGGGGGGGGGCACCUGCCCUUUCUCCAGCAUGGGCAUGGAAGAGGGGGGGAUCCUUCUCUUCCAUGGGGGGAUCCUCAUAUUGCAGCCCCCCACCCCUUUAAAAGGGAUGGCCAGUUUGCCUCAUUUCUCCAUUCCCCUCCAAAUUGUUUUUUUUAAAAAUCCCUCCCCUUGCAACAUGGGAAUCAAAACGGCCCCCUCCUACGGAUUUCCUAUCCCCCCAAAUGGGGUGGGGGUGUCAUUUCCUAAAAGUGCAAUUUUGGGGAGAGGGGUGGUCACGGCUGGUUCCUCACCCCUCUCCCUAAACUGUUCGUCCCUCUUCCUUUCCCCACCAGCAAAGGGUUUGGCUAAAUUUGUUUUUUUUUUUUUUUGCAAGCUUGGCCAGGAUUCGAAUGUAGGACUUUUUCAACUCCCAGAAUUCCACAGAAGGGGAAUUCUGGGAGUUGGAAGUCCACAAUUUGCCGGCAGGGGGAAUUCUGGGAGUUGUAGUCCUGGGCCUUGCCAAGCUUUUGCAAAAAAAAACACCAGCGAACCUGCUGGUCCCGUAAUUUUUAACAAAUCUAUUACAUUGUGCAUUAAUACAGUAUUAAUUUCUUUGUAGAUUAGGAUUCCUAUUUCCAUGUUUUUGUUUUUUAAAAAAUGACUUUUUUUAUUUGCAUCUCUUCCUUAGCACAUUCCUUUUUUUAUAUAUAUACUGGAUUCUUCCCCUUGUUUGCUCACCCAGCUUUUUGUAAGGAAUAAAAUAGUUUUUUUUUUUCCUUAAAA